AUGCGUCUCUCUACCGCCCUCCACGUCGGCCUUGGUCUUACUGUGCUUUGGUGGAAGACCAAAACAACCGAGCAAGCGUUUCUUCCAGCCUUUGGCUCGCGGUGCUUUCCAGCGGUGAGUCAGCCAAAGCCGGCUUUGGGAUCUGCGCGUUUUGCAUGUUCCAGUUGCUUUCCCAAAACUCUGCAUGGACAGAUGCGGAAUUUGACCUUUUCAAUCAACGCUGCGAAGUUUCAAGCUGAAGUGAGGUCAGGUGGUCAGUGUGAUGUGCCAGACGAUCUGGGGCCUGUUCUGGCGGCUUCUGCAGAUUAUUCUCAUACCUGUGCAGUCAAGACUGAUGGUCAACUCGUGUGCUUCGGGGACAACAGAGAUGGGCAGUGCGACGUGCCGGCCGAUCUGGGACCAGUUUUCGCAGUCUCCGCAGGCUAUCUUCACACCAUUGCAGUGCGGCCCAGCGGUGAGUUGGUCUGCUUUGGAUAUAGCAGGCGCGGGCAGUGUGAUUUUCCACCAGAUCUGGGACCGUAUGUGGCAGUCUCCGCGGGUUUGGAACAUACUUGUGCAAUCAGAGCUGAUGGUCAACUUGUCUGCUUUGGGACCAACGGACGAGGGCAGUGUGAAGUGCCAGAAGACUUGGGAGCAGUGUCGGCAGUCUCAGCGGGCUAUCUUCAUACCUGCGCGGUGCAGAGAGAUGGUCAGCUUUUCUGCUUUGGAUCCAACGAAGGCGGCCGCUGCAACGCGCCAGCAGACUUGGGACCAGCUUUGGACGUCUCUGCAGGUUUGGAGCACACAUGUGCAGUGAGGACAGACGGCCAGCUAGUCUGCUUCGGGUCCAACGCGCACGGGCAGUGUGAUGUACCAGCAGAUUUGGGGCCAGUGUUGGCAGUGUCAGCGGGUUAUCUUCACACAUGUGCCGUGCGGAUAGACGGCGAGCUUGUUUGUUUCGGAGACAACGAAGAUGGGCGUUGUGAUGUGCCAUCAGAUCUAGGACCAGUUCUGGCCGUGUCAGCUGGCAGGUUUCACACCGUCGCAGUCAGGACGGACGGUCAGCUUGUCGCCUUCGGAUCCAACGGAGAUGGACAGCAUGACAAGCCUGGCAGCUGGUAA
Symbiodinium sp. CCMP2592 is the source of this 1101-nucleotide messenger RNA. NCBI's taxonomy places the organism in Eukaryota, Dinophyceae, Suessiales, Symbiodiniaceae. The record is from the annotation of a GenBank genome assembly.